Messenger RNA from Blepharisma stoltei, 842 nucleotides. Lineage: Eukaryota; Ciliophora; Heterotrichea; Heterotrichida; Blepharismidae. The record is from the annotation of a GenBank genome assembly.
AUGGAAUCAAGUAACUCAAACCCAAAAUCAAGCAUGAUGAUAUGGCCUUUUCAUACGAAAAUGCCUCAACUACCCCUACUCAACCAAGGAGAAGAUAAUUCAACAACAGAAUUUUUACCAAACAACUUCUUUGAAACUUUCAAAGAAUUGCAAACUUGUAUGAAAUAAUAUUUAAAUAUGUCGUUUCCAGUAACAUGUAGAGUCUGAAUUUAGAGUUGGAUUUUACCUUGUGGGAAAAGGUGGCUUGAAAGUUAGAAAGGAGCAGUCAGCAAAGCCUUUAGGUUCCUAGAGGCCAUUCGGGUAUUAAUCCAAUGUGAUACUGCGAGUUUCAUCCUGGGCGACAAGAUUCUCUUUUUUACCAAUAGUCAUCAGAAAAUCUAAUUAGAAGCCUAUGGACCAUUCAGGGAAGCCACCUGUGCACGACGCAAUGGCAGGCUGGAAAACUCGGAAACAGAGACGGAAGCCUGCAUGGGUCAUGCAUUAGUGGACCCUGAACGAGACUAAUAUUAAUUAAUCGAUCGAAGUAAACUUGUAUGAAAAAAAAAUUAGAUGACAAAAAAGAAAGCAACGAUAAAAGACUUCAGUGCGAGGCCUGUUGUAAGUACUUUAAAAACUACAAAGGACUCAAGCAACACAUGGGAAAGAUACACAGCAUUGAGGGAAAAGCUGAAGCUUGCCCUGAAUGUAAUAAGCAUUUUAAGGACAAGUUUGCAGUCACUUUUCACCUAAAUCAAGUCCACAAAGAUGUUAAAAAGGUUAGAUGCAGCCAGUGCGGUAUGAUCUUGUACAACAAAUAUAUGCUCAAAAAGCAUAUUUUCAUCUCUCACAGAAAUAAUUUUUAA